Molecule: messenger RNA, 2778 nt
Organism: Sungouiella intermedia
Lineage: Eukaryota; Fungi; Ascomycota; Pichiomycetes; Serinales; Metschnikowiaceae
Source: the annotation of a GenBank genome assembly
AUGAGCGACAAUCCGUUUCUACUAGCCGAAAAGGCUCCCUCGCGGUCGUCCACCCCGUCCGUCAAGUAUUCCCAGGCAUCAGUUGAUGCCACGGUCCAAGAGCUCCAGACCGACAAGAAACUCGGCUUGUGCAACAACCUGGACGUGUUACAUCGGCGCCUGAUCAAUGGUGUCAAUGAGCUCAGCUCCGAUGACGAGGAGUCCUUGUUCAAAAAGUUCAUCUCGUGCUUCUACCUGGAUCCUUUGAUUUUGCUUUUGAUUGGGUCGGCGGUGAUCAGUUUCUGGAUGGGUAACGUGGAUGAUGCCGUGUCCAUCACAUUGGCCAUCACCAUCGUGGUUACGGUGGGCUUUGUCCAGGAGUACCGCUCCGAGAAGAGUCUUGAGGCUUUGAACAAAUUGGUGCCUGCUGUUGCUAAACUUACACGUAAUGGAAACACUUCCACGGUUUUGGCUUCUGCAUUGGUGCCGGGAGACUUGGUGCACUUCACCCAGGGUGACAGAAUCCCUGCUGACGUACGCUUGACUGAAUCUGUACACUUAUCUAUCGAUGAGUCCAACUUGACUGGUGAAAACGCUCCUGUUCGUAAGCAGGUGGGUGAGAUCCAAUACAAUUCGCUGAAGGACGUUCCUAUUACAGAAAGAACUUCCAUCGCGUUCAUGGGUACUUUGGUGCGCGAUGGCCAUGGUUCGGGUAUCGUGGUGGCCACUGGUGCUCAAACGGAGUUUGGAGUUGUUUUUGAAAUGAUGUCGGAGAUCGAGAAGCCCAAGACUCCAUUGCAGCAGGCCAUGGACAAGUUGGGUAAGGAUCUCUCCAUGUUCAGUUUCAUUGUCAUUGGUAUCAUCUGCCUUUUGGGCAUAAUCCAAGGUCGUGGAUGGUUGGACAUGUUUCAGAUCUCGGUUUCUUUGGCUGUAGCUGCUAUCCCCGAAGGAUUGCCCAUCAUUGUCACCGUCACUUUGGCCCUUGGUGUGUUGCGUAUGGCCAAGCGUAAGGCCAUUGUCAGAAGACUUCCCAGUGUGGAAACCUUGGGAAGUGUUAAUGUCAUUUGCUCCGACAAGACAGGAACCUUGACUCAGAACCAUAUGACCGUCACCAAGAUGUGGGCCACUGACUUCCACGGCUCCGGCUCAUCUGCCAGCCCUUUCUUGCUCGUAGAGAAGUUAGAUGACAACACUUUGGCACAUGCCCUUACUCCAAACAUCCAGAAGAUUUUGGAGACGGGUAACCUCUGUAACAACGCUCGUUACUCUCAGGAGAGUGAAAAAUUUGUGGGAAAUCCUUCUGAUAUCGCCCUUGUGGAGAGCUUGCCUCACUUCGGACUUGAUGAUAUUCGUGGAACUAAAGAACGAUUUGCAGAAUUGCCCUUCUCAUCUGUUAGAAAGAUCAUGGCUGUUUCUGUGCAUACUGGCGAUAUUAACAAGUCUGAAACUCACGUUAAGGGUGCUACUGAGGCCGUUUUGAAAUUUUCCACAAAAUAUUUAGACGAAUCUGGAAACGCAAAACCUUUGACCGAUGACUUCAGGGAGCUUAUCCAUCAAAAGUCUAUCGCGUUGGCUUCUGAGGGUUUGAGAGUUCUUGGUUUUGCUAGAGGUACCAACAAACUUGCAGCUCACGAGAACGGUGAUCCUGGACUUCCUACUGACUUGACUUUCUGUGGCUUGGUCGGUAUGAAGGAUCCUCCUCGCCCUCACGUUGCUCAGUCAAUUGCAAUGUUGAUGAAGGGUGGUGUCCAUGUGAUCAUGGUAACUGGUGAUUCGCCAACUACUGCUGCUAACAUUGCAAAGCAAAUCGGUAUCCCUGUUGCCAGCAAUGAUGCCAUCAUGACCGGAGACCAAUUGGACAGACUUUCCGAGGAAAGUUUGAGUCAUGCAAUUCAUAAUGUCUCCAUCUUUGCGAGAACUACCCCGGAGCAUAAGGUUACCAUCGUUAAGGCUUUCCAAAGAAGAGGUGAUAUUGUUGCCAUGACUGGUGAUGGUGUCAAUGAUGCUCCAGCUUUGAAAUUGGCCGACAUUGGCAUUGCUAUGGGUAAGAACGGUACAGAUGUGGCUAAGGAGGCUGCUGAUAUGGUCUUAACUGACGAUGAUUUCUCAACUAUCUUGAGUGCUAUCGAAGAAGGAAAGGGUAUUUUCUUCAACAUCCAGAACUUUAUCACAUUCCAGUUAUCUACAUCUAUUGCCGCAUUGACUUUGAUCGCUUUGUCUACAUUCUUUGGAUUUGAGAAUCCAUUGAACGCCAUGCAGAUCUUGUGGAUUAACAUCUUGAUGGAUGGUCCACCUGCGCAAUCUUUGGGAGUCGAACCUGUUGACCAUGAGGUGAUGAACAAGCCUCCUAGAAAGAGAAACGACAAGAUCUUGACGGAAAAGGUUAUCAAAAGAGUCUUACAAAGUGCAAUCAUGAUCAUCAUCGGUACAAUGUACAUUUUCGUUAAGGAGAUGAGAGACGGCCAGGUCACUGCAAGAGACACUACCAUGACAUUCACUUGUUUUGUUUUCUAUGACAUGUUUAAUGCAUUGGCUUGUCGUCACUACUCUAAAUCCGUGUUUGAGUUGGGUCUCACCAACAAGAUGUUCAAUUUCGCUGUCCUUGGUUCUCUAAUGGGCCAGCUAUGUGCCAUUUACGUUCCCUUCUUCCAGUCAGUGUUCCAGACCGAAGCAUUGUCGUUGGGCGACUUGGUGGGCUUGUUGCUUCUUACCAGUACAGUUUUCAUUGGAGAUGAAGUCCGCAAGUAUUUAAUGAGAAGGAACACUCCGUUUGCCAAUGGCUUCAACUACGGGGUUUAG